CCUCUUAAUUUCCUCGGAGUUCUCCGGACUCAGGCUCUGGUUCUGGCCUUCGGGGUUUGGGGCCUCUGGGACCAGGCCGUGAUUUCCGUCCCAGUCUCAACUCUUAUGCCCCUACCGAUGGCCUAGGCUCCACUUGGGACCUCCUGACCCGCUCAUCCCGGGACUCUGUCGCUGCCACUGCGCCAGCCGCCGCCACUGCCUGAGUCCUGAUGGGGGAGUGAGAGGUCACAGUUGGCCGGACAUGGGCCUCCCCACCGUGCCUGGCUUGCUGCUGCCACUGGUGCUCAUGGCUCUGUUGGUGGAAAUAUUCCCUUUUGGGGUUACUGGACUGGUCCCUGACCUCAGGGACCGGGAGAAAAGAGACAGUAUGUGUCCCCAGGGAAAAUACAGCCACCCUCAAAAUAAUUCCAUUUGCUGUACGAAGUGUCACAAAGGGACCUACCUACACAAUGACUGUCCAGGCCCGGGGCUGGACACAGACUGCAGAGAGUGUGAAAACGGCACCUUUACUGCUAUUGAGAACAACUUCAGACAAUGCUUCAGCUGCUCGAAGUGCCGAAAAGAAAUGAACCAGGUGGAGCUUUCUCCUUGCACAGUGGACCGGAACACCCAGUGUGGCUGUGAGAAGAACCAGUACCGGAAAUAUUGGGAUGGCAAUCUUUUCCAGUGCAAGAACUGUAGCCUCUGCAUCAAUGGCGUGAAGCAAAUCGACUGCAAUGAGAUACAGAACACCGUAUGCACCUGCCACGUGGGCUUCUUUCUCAGAGAGAAUGAAUGUGUGUCCUGUGAGAACUGUAAGUCAAACACGGAGUGCAAGAAGCUGUGCCCAUCCCAAUACGAAAGUGUUAAGCCCUUUCAGGACUCAGACACCACAGUGCUGUUGCCCCUGGUGAUCUUCUUGGGUCUCUGCCUUUUAUCCCUCCUGUUCAUGGGUUUAAUAUGCCGCUUCCCACGGUGGAAGCUCAAGCUCCACUCCAUUGUUUGUGGGGAAUCAACACCUACAGAAGAGGGGGACCCUGAGCGCCUGGGCUCAGCACCAAGUUUCAGCCCCACCACAGGCUUCAGUCCCAUCCCCAGCUCCACCUUCAUCCCCAGUCCCACCUUCAACCCUAGUGACCGGCCCAACUUCAGGCCUGCAUCACCACUGAGAGAGAAGGCCUCAUCCCACCAAGGGGCGGGCCCCCUCCUCCCAGCGGCUCCAGCCUCCACCUCCAUCCCCAUCCCUCUUCAGAAGUGGGAGGACGGCGCCUGCACACAGCGCACUGACACCGACCCCGCAACGCUGUAUGCGGUGGUGGAUGGCGUGCCCCCGUCGCGCUGGAAGGAGUUCAUGCGGCGGCUGGGGCUGAGGGAGUACGAGAUUGAGAGGCUGGAGCUGCAGAACGGGCGCUGCCUGCGGGAAGCGCACUACAGCAUGCUGGCGGCCUGGCGGCAGCGCACACCGCGAGAAGAAGCCACGCUGGAGCUGCUGGGCCUUGUGCUCCGCGACAUGGACCUGCUCGGCUGCCUGGAGAACAUCCGGGAGGCGCUGUGUGGCCCCACCUCCCUUUCUGCCUCCUCCAGCCUGCCCAGAUGAGGCCACGCCCCCCGGAGGGGCCUACCCUGAGGACAGCUGCUUUCUGCCCCAGGGCGCCCCAAAAACCUUGCAAGAUGCUCUCUAGAGCCCCCUUUUUAUGGAAAGGAAGGGUCUUGGAGGGGCAGGCAUGAGCUAGCAGCCACUUGGUGCUACUGCCUCAGUGUAUAUAGCUUUUCUCAGCUGUCUGAGCACUGCAGAGGGUCAGCUGUGUGUGGGUGUGCGCGCGUGCGCCGCGCGAAAGAGAGACAGAGAGAGACAGAAAUAGAUAGAUGUGAUGUGUGUGAAUGUGAGAGAGGCUGAGUGUACCAGGAGCCCAGGAGGGUACUUGUGGAGAUAAUAGGCGCCAUACCUCAUUGCCUAUUUUGGGCCUGGAGGAUCCAACAGGGCUGUUUAGAGGCCCCUGACUGAUCCCUGAGCCUUUUUUUUUUUUACAGUUGAUAAGCAAUCUUUGUAUCAAUUAUGUUACACUAAUAGAAACUUGCCACCCCUUUGUCCCCCUGCCUGGACAAGCACAGAGUAAGCUGAACUGUCCCAAGGCAGGGACAGCACAGAACAAUGGGGCCUCCAGCUGGAGCUGUGGACUUUUGUAAAUGCACUAAAACUGGGGAAUUAAAACUCUGUUUCUGGA
Molecule: messenger RNA, 2204 nt
Organism: Rhinolophus ferrumequinum (greater horseshoe bat)
Lineage: Eukaryota; Metazoa; Chordata; Mammalia; Chiroptera; Rhinolophidae
Gene: TNFRSF1A
Product: TNF receptor superfamily member 1A
Exons: 10
Coding region: 242-1576 (444 amino acids)
Biological process (GO): prostaglandin metabolic process; inflammatory response; tumor necrosis factor-mediated signaling pathway
Cellular component (GO): mitochondrion; signaling receptor complex; membrane raft
Molecular function (GO): tumor necrosis factor binding; tumor necrosis factor receptor activity
Source: RefSeq, a predicted model, not a curated record